GCCCAGUCAGCAUGCGCCGUCAUGAGUCAAGGUGAAUCACUUGGAUUCGACCCCACAACCAUGCCUUCCAUUCAACUCAUUCACUUCAUUCUUUUCAAGUCCAGUCCAGUCAAGUCAAUGCGAUGCCCUUCUGGACCGAGUGAUAAAUACCCUGGAUUUUCCACGUUUCAAGACACCAUCGAUCCUGCAUAAAAAAGAAUCCUUUAAAUCCUUCACCAUGUCCAACGCAUCCACACCGAUCGUCUUCUAUGACAUCGCCAUGCGUCCCCCGCGGGAGAAGACCUGCUGCUCACCCAAUCCCUGGAAAUCCCGAUUGGCACUCAACUUCAAAGGGCUCCCCUACUCGACCUCCUGGGUCCCGUUGCCCGAGAUUGAAAACGUUCGCCGCAAACUCAACGUCCCGGCCUGUCGCAAAUUUGCCGAUGGCACCGACUUCUUUACCCUGCCGAUCAUCGAGGACCCCGCGACCGAUGCGUCGGUCGGCGACUCCUUCGAUAUUGCCGUCUACCUCCAGAACACCUAUCCGAACUCGGGUGCCGGCGAUCUCUUCCCGCCGCAGACGCUCGACUACGACUUCACGCAUCCGAUGAUCCUGAUCCCGCUCUCGGAGUGUCGCGACAGUCCAUUUCCCGACUACGCCAAGUUCAAUAUGAACGUCGACGCCGCCUUUACCGCACACGUCCAGCUGGCGCUGCAAGGCUUUCCGUUCGAUCCCGCGACGGCCGAAGCCACGAAGGCGGAAUUCGUCCGGCGCGCGGGCGUGACCUGCUGGGAGGAUUUUGCGUUGGUGGGCGAGGCGCGAGAGAAGGUGAUGGAGUCGUUCCGGGAGAUGCUGGGUGGUCUGGCCAAGCUCUUCGUAAGGGACCCGAGUGGGCCCUUUCUCCUCGGCACGAGGGCGAGUUAUGCAGACGUCAUCGUCGGUGCGUGGCUCCGCAUGAUGCACACAACCCUACCGGAAAGCGAAUGGAAGGAGGUGAGCAGUUGGCAUGACGGACUUUUUGGGCGGUUGCAUGAUGCGUUGGAGGUCUAUGCCGAGGUGAAAUAGACAUGAAAAGGAUCCCUCAUGGUUGAAAAAUGGUUUUAAGAUCAGCAAAAAGCAAAGGUUACGAUAUUCAUGUCGGUUACGUUUCGAGGGGAGAGUCGGAGGGGAAUACGAUCGCGAUCAGAGUGGGAUGGAAUAAAAUACCAGCAACACGAUGGCAACCCUGCGCGAAGGGGCCACCACGUCAUAGUUAAUAUAACCACUAUUCAUAUUUCAAUUCUUCCAGAGAAGGGCAGACCUGAGCUAUCCAAUUUCUCGCCGACGUCUACUCUGUACUUCCGCUUGAUACGAAGAAUUCCCGCGAUGGGUCUCCUGUGGGUCCACGUCGUAGCACGCCGUCUAGUAGGAACAUGGAAAUGAUUAUUCUUGUAGUGCUCUGUAUCUUUUCAGGGACUAUGAAGAGGCGGCAUCAGCAUAAGGCUAUAUGGAUUUGGUGGAAAGGGGAUGACAAGGGAAGGUGAAGAGGGCAGUUCGUGUUGGAUUCUCGCUGAUUUAUAUAUAUCCAGCGGUGCAGAUGAUUAUUUUUCUACGCGGUCUACGGUUUGAUGUGGAUGACGAUGAAUACCCAUAAUCUAUUGCUCCUCAAUCGCGACCCUUGCUCAACGAAUGAUUGAGCUUAGGAUAUAUCAGGCAGAGUUAUUUUACUUCUCUUCUGUUUUGGUUGCUUACC
Aspergillus pseudotamarii is the source of this 1712-nucleotide messenger RNA. RefSeq lists its product as uncharacterized. Bases 218 to 1045 code for a protein of 275 amino acids. NCBI's taxonomy places the organism in Eukaryota, Fungi, Ascomycota, Eurotiomycetes, Eurotiales, Aspergillaceae. The transcript has a single exon. The record is from RefSeq and is a predicted model, not a curated record.